This is a messenger RNA of Sorghum bicolor (sorghum), 622 nucleotides long. Its product is annotated as homeobox protein Hox-A13. Lineage: Eukaryota; Viridiplantae; Streptophyta; Magnoliopsida; Poales; Poaceae. The record is from RefSeq and is a predicted model, not a curated record. The coding region runs from base 149 to 622 and encodes 157 amino acids. The transcript has a single exon.
AAUAUCCUCUUUUCAGCUUCCUUCUUUUUACUCUUUGAGAGCAACUCUAGCCCAGCAUGCAAAUUGGACCUCUAUUUUUUCCAUUUGCAUGCUGGCCUGCAAAAAAUAGGGACCCAAAUUCUACAUUAACUCCAGCCCAACACCCAAAAUGCAAAUCAUCGUCGGUCCUCUCCUGCCCCCGCCGCCGCGGCGGCGCUCCGUCCAUCUCUCUCUCGCGCGCGCUUGGCCUGAGGAGGCUCUCGGAGCUGCUUCAGGAGCAGCAGGAACCGCCAGGGCAAGGCGGCCCCGGCGCGGCCGUGGCUCGAGCGGGAGCGGGGCAGCAGCAGCAGCUGGAGGAGCAGGAGGAGGAACAGGCUGCUGCCCCGCCGCCGCGUGCCGGCGGCUGCUCAGGCUCUGCAACCACAGGUUCACGAAGAGGAGCUCGCCGGGCGGCGUCGGGAUCGGCCUCAGGUCGGCACUAAGCAAGGUGCUGGGCAGCAGGGCCAUGCGCCGCGUGCUGCGCUGGGACGACCUCGGCGGGGCGGCGGCGGCGGCUUCUCCGGCGCCAGCGCCUGCGGCGCCCGCGAGUUCCGCCGCCUGCGUCGCCGCUGCCUCGGGGACAGCAGCGAGUGCGAGGCGCUAG